AUGAAGAAGACGUAUUUUUUAUUUCCUCAAACAUAUUACGAAAUAUGGCAAAAUGAAUGCUAUGAUAAAAACAGUAGACCGUGGAAACUAGACCAGGUGAAUAUUAGAGGGAGAACAACAGUGACUACAAAUACUGACGCACUCCGAGAAAAAUAUAUCAGUCGAACGUUGUAUACAACUCGAAUAAAAAUGAAGGGAUAUAUAUAUACAGUUUGCGUUAUCGGACUGUGUGCCUACACAUUGGGUUCCGAAGAAGCUAAAAAACCAGUAGAAAAUAAACCAGUAUCCGAAGACAGUAAAAACCAGGAGAAGAGAGGGAUUUUUGGUACCGGCUAUGGAUACGGUUCCGAAUAUGAGACCAGUGGUCAUGGUUUUCAGCAUGAAGAAGGUAAACUUCUAUCUAAAACUAUAAUCAAGGAGAUAGCUCAACCGUACCCAGUCGAA
Molecule: messenger RNA, 444 nt
Organism: Cinara cedri
Lineage: Eukaryota; Metazoa; Arthropoda; Insecta; Hemiptera; Aphididae
Source: the annotation of a GenBank genome assembly